UGACGCGCUUCGCCGACGUACGACGGGCGCGACGUGCGUGACCCGCGGCGACGGACGCCGCGAGGGCCGACGGCGAUGGCCAUCGUCGUAGGACCUCGCACCUCGGCCUCGGCGGCGGAGCCGGAGUCUCGGCGCUCGGUGCCGUGCUUCCUCGCGCGCGACGAUGAAUGACGUAGGCGUGAGGGGUGUGUCGCGGGCCCUUGUGUGGCUUCUACGGUUGCACGGCGCCGCGCUGCGUCAAGUCGCGUCGCGACGCGACGUGGCCACGCGGCCCUCCGGCGCCGGGGCCGCUCUCUGCCGCUCUUCGCGGUGGCGCGUCACCAUUAAAAACCGAGACGAGCUCCGCUUUCGUUUCCGCCGGUACCGAAACAAUCGGGGACCUCGAAAUUUGCCUGCCUUUCCCUCCUCCCCGAGCACGUCGCCAUUUGCACGGUCCUCUCUAUCACCGUGUCUCCGGACGCUCCCGCGCGGGGCCACCCCGUCGUUACUCUCUCUUAUCGCGGCACUCGCGCGCGAUGGGCGGCGAUCCGUCGCGGUCGUCGCGCCUGGCUAAUUGUGCGCUAAUUAUGUCGCCCGUGUCGCGGAACUGCUGCCGUAUAUCAACCUGUCCGUCGGCACCCCGGCCGAUUGGCUUCGCCGAAUGGCUCUUGGUUCCGUUGUGUCGGCAGUAGUUUCGCGUAUUUCGCGUUGUUACUACCGAAUUCCAAUCCCCGACGCACGCACUCGUUCCUCUAGCCGUAGUCUAUAGAUAGACGUAUAAGGGGGGAGAGAGAGAGAAUGUGUGUACGAGAGAAAGAGAGAAAAUCACCGUCUAUUUAUCUUUCGAUACUCUCAUAUUUUGAUUAUUUACAUUCUGAUAAUUUCGAUUGUGUCUACUCGCUACAACAACAGGUUUUAGGGACCUACAUUCGAGACCGCUCGAGGCACUUCAAGUGAGAGCGGACGUUACGCGAUGUGAACACGCGAUGAACCGUCUGACGUAGAAGGAAAAAAUUGAUACAUAUAUAAACACAAAAACGCGACAAAAAGAGGAUAAUAUUAAGCCGGGGCCGGAUAAUCGGCGGCCGUCGUGUGAUCCAGCCCGCGUGAUCGAUCGCCUCUUUUCUUUUAUCGCUUCUUUGUCUUCCCUUCUCUCGUUCUUCCUCCUUCGGUUACGGUUACUUUCGUUUCUCGCUAUAGCUGAUAGCGUUUCAGGACGCUCGCUCGUUCGCUGGCUACGCGACGGGCGUAAUCUCCGAUUAACCAUGACGUCAUUGCGUUAAGUGUCCGUCGCCGUCCGGCGUCGCGUCGGGCCGGUCGACGAUAAUCCGCGUACGCUCGUUCGUAUACGUUUUGGCGUAUGAUGUCAGUCAGUCAGUCAGUAGAGUAGCGACAAAUGUUCGAUGGCACGAUGCCAUUUUGUCAAAAGUCACCUGGCCCAGAUCUCUGGAUCUCUGGAUUUCCAGAGAUCCGUGCCGUCCGCGUUGGUCCGUUCGUCGUUGAAUUUCCCGAUCGACCUCGGCGAUUUAUCGUCGCCGAGCGUUAUCGAUCGCCCGCCCCGCUGCUCCCUGAUAAUUACGUGCGCUUGAACGUCGAUUCGUCGAGGGAGAAGUCUGACUGGCUUAGGGCGAUGCUCAUGAAAUUCGGAAACCGGUUGACUAGCAUAGAGUACAAUAGGGGCUCGACGAAUCCGCUCCGCAUCUCUUCGGAGACCUGCGAACAAGUGCGAUCUGCGGAAGAGACGAGCACGUGUGCAGGUGCACACGAACGCGCACGCACGCACUGCGUACAAUUCCACGGCUACGAGUUGCGUAAGUGACUAAUCGUUGUAUCAUACGAGUCCUCGCGUCGAGCGCCGUCGCAACGUGAGCAGUUUCGAGAGCCUUCCACCGUUUUUUUCUCUUUUCGAUCACGCUUUUGCCGGACUCGGGGUCCGAGUUAGAGACAGAAUGAGAAAGGGAGAGGGAGAGAGAGAAAGCGGCUGACAAUGGAUCGUUGAGUCUCGACGCGGGAUACCGUCUACGUUCGACUAUAAUUCGCGGAACGCUUCCCGUGGUUUCAGUGCCGCUUUGAGGCAAAGAUGAGACGUGCAGGGAAAUCUUUUUGUAUUUCCGAUUCCCGAAUACCUGAAAGAGAGACGAGAGAAGGAAGCGAGAC
Molecule: messenger RNA, 2136 nt
Organism: Monomorium pharaonis (pharaoh ant)
Lineage: Eukaryota; Metazoa; Arthropoda; Insecta; Hymenoptera; Formicidae
Exons: 2
Coding region: 1376-1798 (140 amino acids)
Source: RefSeq, a predicted model, not a curated record